Molecule: messenger RNA, 480 nt
Organism: Durotheca rogersii
Lineage: Eukaryota; Fungi; Ascomycota; Sordariomycetes; Xylariales; Xylariaceae
Exons: 3
Coding region: 1-480 (159 amino acids)
Source: RefSeq, a predicted model, not a curated record
AUGCGGCUGCAGCGACUAGGCACCGUGCUCGCGCUCUUCGGCGGCCUGGCUCACGCGUCCGUGGCGGCCGUGGUGUCGCGCCCCUACGGCGGUGCCGGCAACGAGACGCAGCACUACCCGGAGUGGACGGUGCGGGACCUGUUCCGAGAGGUCGACCUGGAGCAGCACCGAGUGUGGGUGUCGUUCCUGCUGCUGGAGCGCGGCGCGGUGACGGCCGAGUCGCGCUGCAUGCUCGCGCUGGCGCCGCCCGCCGACGCGGACCCGCGCACGUGGUCGUGGUACCACCGGCAGUGCCACGGCGGCAUCGGCCGCGGCGCCUUCGUGUCGUGGGGCUACGCCGCCGCCGGCGACAGGGCCGUCAUGACGGUCGUCAGCGAGGCCCGCGACCGCGUCGCCAUCUUCACCUUCCCGCACGUCAACUCGGGGUCGUACCUCGGCGACGCCGGCCCCGAGCCCGUGUUCCCCAUCCUGCGCAAGUGA